AUCAGGAAGUCAUAUUAAACACGAGGAUUUUAUAUUUUUACUUGCUUCCAUACCCGUAAAUCUCUUAUUUAUCGAAAUCAACUUGCGAUGUCGUGGAUAUUUCUUAUAAAAUGUGCCUAUAAAAUAUACCAGCAAUUAGAACAAUAUUAUUGACGAUACUAAAAUGCUGCAUUUUAAUGUUCUCCAUUUGAAUAAUAGUGGACACUUACCGGCUGAACUACCUCGCUCGAAUACAAUAUAAUUCCGAUUUGCCUUUUGCAGAUAAUAUGCAAUCUGUAAACCUAUAAGAAGAACACUCUUGAAUUGUCAAAAUUUUGAUAAAUAUGAGAUAAAAUUUCGAUACUUUUAUACCUCCUGGUCCAGCACCGACCACGCAAUAGUCAUACUCAGAUGAAGUUGUCGAAUAUACACCAAACGACAGCGCUAUCACGAGAAAUAGUAGCCCUAUUUUACAAGCCAUCAUAUGCCGUUCAAUAAUAUUAUAAUAACACCUCCGUUGAUUGAGCUUUAUAACAGGAAACGUGUUAUAUGUACAGUGUUUAAUCAAGCAGCAUUUGCAUUAAUUUGAAUAAAUAUGUUGUAAAGUAGGCAUUCUUUUCAGUCAUCACAACAAUUCGUUUGAACACCGAUCUCUGAACACCGACUGAAAAGUAAAUAAUGCAAAAUUACUAAACCGCGUUGGAAAAUAUCCAACUGUAGACUGGGACGAGUGGGAUCAGGCCUAAAAAAAAGAUCCUUCACAAGACGAGAGGACAUUCGGAAACACUUCGAGAUAUUUUUCAAUUUUUAGCUACGAAUUCAAAUCACGCUUACUUCCAAAAAAAUGCAAUAUAUUCUGAACUUAAACUUUAUUUGUAUCGAUAAAAUGAAAAAAAAGAAGUUGAUAGUCAGAGUAUUUCUAAUUUGGUCUUCAAAACGUACAGAAAAGCAAAAACAAUCGAUAUGAAAAUUGAUUGAAUAUUGAGUGUUUUUAAUUCGGUUUCCGAGGACGUCCCGAUGAUAUUCACUUCAUUUUGAAGGAUGGUUUUUAAGCUAAUGCCACAUAGAUGGUUUUCUAAACAAAAAUAUUCGUGUUUGUAAAUAUGGGUAAAAUUUGACAGAUUUCAUUGGAAUUAACUUAAUUUUGAAACAUAGAGAAUGCUAAAUCAUAUAAUGUGGUAGUGGGUAUUUUUAAAGGUUUAAAAAACUGUAAAUUUUAAAAUGAAUUGGCUUGAUUCUAGUUCAUUCAGUGGCUUGUUGAGUCAGGCACAGAAGUCCAUUGAUAAAGUGUUAGAUAUACCGCGAGAAGACGAUAAGAAAACGAACCAGAAUUUGGACACAGGUAACUUUGACAUACGAGUAAUAUGCACAUAGUAUUGAUGGCAAUUUGUAGUGUAAGUGGUACGACUAGAUUCUGGUUUAAAAUAUGCAUGUAAUAAUCAUAUUGAAAAAUAAACGAUAAUAGCAGCCACAACCAUGUCACAGAAUAAAGACACACAGAAAGUCGACUCGGCUAACAAGUGUAACCGCUGCCAUGCCAUGAUUCGUCAUCAAAAUGCUGAUGUGCUUAUGAGAGGCAUUCCCCCCUGGAUGCCCGCCAUUUUGAAUAUUAUCAGGGGGUGAAUGCCUCUCAUAGGCACACUGGCUAGGUCCAUGGCAUCAGCAUUUUGAUGACGAAUUACGGUUACGCCCAAAAUAUAGUAAAAACCAAGAAGCCGAUCUUCUGUUUGUCUCUAUUCUGUGACCAUAUCAAGGAUGCUCGGCAUGUAUUACGGUGUCAAUAAUUAUGAAUACAGUAUACUUUCUGUUACGCCUCCCUCCUAAAUAAUCCCCUCCCCCUUCUCCAACUUCCCCCCCCCCUCAACACCCUAUUUCCCAUCACAAAAAAGAAACACAUAUGUAGCGAUAAACUGGCCUGAAUGUUCACAUAAGCUUGCCAUUCUGGCAAAAUCAAAGUGCACCAGGUCUCCCUCUCUAUCAGCCCCCUCUCCAAUAACCACCCCUCUCCUACUGUACUGUACAACCCCCAUCUCCCCCUCAAAGCAUGCCUGGGAAAAGAAUACCUGUGAAACUUAACAGAGGAUUUGCAGUACAAGUGAAAGUAUAUACUUGCAACUUCUCAUUUAGGUAAAUCACAAUCGCAAACACCCAAAACUCAAGAGAAGAAAAGUUCUGAGCAAAAGUCAUCAAAUAGUUGGCUUUCGGGGGCAGAUUCAUUUUGGGGUUCCUUGACUCAAAAUGUGAGUGGCAGCCCGAAGACGGACACAACGCAAGACAAGGAGAAAAGCUCCAAUGAUGUUGAAACAAAGAAUAAAACAACAUCUGAAAGGGCAAAUGAUAUUCCACCAAAGGAAUCAAAAUUGUCUUCCAAGCCCAUGAAUUUGAAACGAAGUAGCAAGAAAAAAAUUCCAAAGAAAAAAGUUGAAACAUCGGAUAGCCACCCUAAUGAGAAUUCAGCAACCAAAAGCACGCCUGAAAAUGAGGCGGGAACUGAGACCGAAACACCGAGUGAUUUAAAAGUUCAAUCAGAUGUAAUUAAAAAGCACAAAGAUGGAGACUUUACUGAUGUAGAUAUUGGUAGUAUCAGUUUAGAUACAUUGGAUGGUAAAAAUUUUGAAGCCUCAAAUGACGAUAGUUUAAUGAGUGAUAAUGCUGUCCACGACAGUAGUGGGAAUGCAAAAGUAAAAACAGAAUCGGAUGUAACUGUAGAACAUGAUGAGGAUGUUUUGAUGACAGAAAAUGGUAAAGUUGUCCAAGGCAAAGAAGAGGAAAGGGGGGAUUUAGAAGUGGAAGUUGAAACAAUGAAACAGACUGAAAUGAUGGAACAAGUUGAAAAACUAGAACCAGUAGAAAAUGAUAGAAAUAAUAAAAUGGAAGAUGAGGAUUUGGAAAGUAUUGAUGUAAAAAUCAAUGAAGAGAUGAAAGUUGAUAAUCAAAGUAAAAAUUCUCAGAAAUUUGGUGUGGAUGGAAGGAGUGAUUUUAGGGUGGAUAAGGAUUUCCUGGAAAAUGGAAGGAGUGAUUUUGGGGUGGAUAAAAAUUUCCUGGAAACUGAAGAUGAACAGCCUGAAAGGCACCAAGAACAACAACUGGUUGCAGAAAGUGUUCAAAAUUUAGAUUUGUUUUCAUCUCCCGUGGCAGCAUCAACACCUCAAAGGAAAGAGCCUUCUCAUUAUAAUACUCCCAGCAAUGAUCAGGGACUCCUUCCGUAUGACACUGAUGACAAUGGUCUGUUAAGCAACCUUAAUGAUUUGCUAAAAGCAAGUGAAUUUCCAGAGAAUGUUGAACAAGACGUCGUUUUAGAUCCUGGGGACAAAGCUGAUAAAGAUUCGAAUAUCAGUAAUGAAAUGACAAGGGUUAAUGAUGAUGUGGAAGGAUUGGAAUCAAAGAGUGACUCUAAACAGGUGGGUACCAUAAGGCUCUACUGAAUAUAAACUCAAACAGUCUGCACCAGUGUACAAAGGUAGUGACCGUAAUACCAAAGAGCUGCCGAUUCCAAGCAAAUACAGUACAAUGUCCCUUCAAUUCACAGCUUUUUAAAAUUUUUCUAUCAACUUUACAAUCAUAUUAUAUAAAAAAUACACAUACAGCUAUGAUUGAAGGAUUAGACAACAGAACUAGAAUAAGAAUUCCAUACUAAGUUCAUCCAUCUAACACUAAAACACGACAUAUUACGGACUACAAACUGGACAAUGUAAUACUGAUUUUAAAGGCCUUUACACUAUAUAAAACAUGUAAGAAUAAAUACUGCACUACUGUGAAAUUAUUUGCGAGGUUCAGAUUUGACCCACACAGGCCCCACCACUAGUUGGAAUAGCUUUCUUUACUGAAUAUAUCAAUGCACCAUACCUCUAUCAUCAGAUGGGAGUAUUUCCCGGCUUGGUUUGUGAAAAAAUAUUGAUAUGUGGCAUAUUAAUCAUGUUAUGCCCUUUUUCAGGAGAAUGAGAGAUUUCGUCAAAUUAUUGAAGUGAGAGAGUCAAAGUUAAUUGACUUGAGCAAAGAAAAUUUGAAUCUUCAGGAGACAAACGCUGUCUUAAGAAGGUAAUAUGAUGUAUGAGGAAUACUACGUGAAUCAAGUACUGUACAGUUUGGUUAUUUAACUCUUCGGUUCAUUCUUCAGCCAAAUUGAACAACUGGAAGAGCUGCAUAAAAGCGAGGAUGCGGAACUGGAACAAAUGAAGGAAGAAUUUACAAAACGAAUUGGAGAAUCGGAAGCCAAACUACAAGCGGCAGCCAAGGUACAGCACGUGACUCAGUCGUGAAGAUUGCGUGCAUUAACGUAUUGAAGUACAUACACGCUUUAUUUAUCACAUUCAAUAUUGUAUUUUAGGAAAGAGAUCUGUUCAAGAAACAGCUUGAAGAGACCCAGAAAUGUUUAAGUUCUGAGUAAGAUUUGCAAAAACAUUUUCAUAUAUGACUUGACAUACUUGUGUUUCCUUGAAGUACUUAUAUAUACACACUCACAUGUACUGGUACAUUUUAAACACAUGAACAAUUAAACUUUAUAUUCUUGUACAGCAUGGAGAGACAACUGAAAGAAUUUCAGUCGCUACUACAAGAAAAAGAUGAGCAAGUUGCCCAACUUAUGGAAGAAGGUACGUCACAAAACAUCAACAAAACAGAACCAUCACAGUUUGUAGUCUAACUUGUGUUUCCGUAUUUCCAAUUCUAGGUGAAAAGUUAUCAAAACAAAUUCUGCAACGUAAUACCAAUAUAAAGAAACUUCGGGCAAAAGAGAAAGAGCUGAACGCAUCGAAUGAAAACCUAAGGUGCGUUAACAUUCUAAGUUUUAUAAUGUCGUGCGGUCGCGGUUUGGCUGUGGGUCGGAUGCGGUUAGGCCACGGUAAAGUUUUGACUUGGUUAGGGUGGUCCAUAUAUUAACUACGGGUUUCGCUAGGUUAUUUCUGAGUGAUACUGUAAUACACACGUAAAAAGUUCUUACAGAUCUGCAAACAAGCCGAUAUUAUUAGGAUAUCUUCGUACUGCUUGUUCCCAGUUGUUGUGACAAGUCUAGAACAAGGUGUUAUCACUUUGUUACAAGAUUGAUAGCGGUAAUAGAGUUGCUACAAGACUAAUACAGGCUGUUCGUGACAAGUUGCUACCAGCUUGUUAUCAACUUGUGACGUGCAGACGAUGUCAGUGAUCUGUUGGACUCAUCAACCUUGUUACAAGAUGAUAGCAAUUAACUUUUUCCAGACUUGUCAACAACUGGGAACAAGCAGUGCGAACACAUCUUGUUGACAAACUGGGGUAUUUACGUAUGUACUGUAUAUCCAAUUUCUUCAGCACAAAGUUUGAAGCAGCAGAGGCGGAGAUUGAAAGAUUGACUGGAAUAUUGAAAGAGAGAGACGAUCACGAAAAAGAACAAGAUGGUAAAAUCUUUGGGAUGCGAAAUUAUUUUCAUAUUCAGUACGGAUGUGCCCUUAAGCUGCCAUUACUGUAGCCAACACCGUUCUUGUAACAGAGAGUUUCAGAUUUGACUUCCACUACCUCUCACUGGCUUAGAACGCAUCUGAUUGGUUAAUCCAAUAUAUCAAACGCGUCUGAUUGGUUAAUCGUAUAAAUCAAACGCAUCUGAUUGGUUAAUCGGAUAUAUCAAACGCAUCUGAUUGGUUAAUCCAAUAUAUCAAACGCGUCUGAUUGGUUAAUCGUAUAUAUCAAAGGCAUCUGAUUGGUUAAUCUGAUCUAUCAAACGCAUCUGAUUGGUUAAUCAGAUAUAUCAAACGCAUCUGAUUGGUUAAUCGGAUCUAUCAAACGCAUCUGAUUGGUUAAUCGUACAUAUCAAACGCAUCUGAUUGGUUAAUCGGAUCUAUCAAACGCAUCUGAUUGGUUAAUCGGAUCUAUCAAACGCAUCUGAUUGGUUAAUCGGAUCUAUCAAACGCAUCUGAUUGGUUAAUUGGAUCUAUCAAACGCAUCUGAUUGGUUAAUGGUCCCGUAAUGGUAACGGUAUAGUAGUGGAACUCAAAUCUGAAUCUCUCUAAUAUUUCGUCUCGGUUUUUAGACGCGAUUAAAAAACUAAAUGCCUAUACGAAGAAACAAGAAGAUGUAAUUGCCAAACAAAAGGUUUGUAUUAGGUAUCUUGGCUGUAUACAUUAUAGGCAGAUUUAUAAUGAUUCAGUGAUAAAAUGAUUUUGGUUAAUUUGUGUUAGGUGGAAUUAGAGGAAUCUGCAGCUAAACUACCAAGUUUACAAACGGCAUUAGAUAACGCUUACAAGUAUGAUUCUUUACAUGUUUGGUCUCCUUUGUUGCGAUAUCUUUCAUGCGGAAAUGAAUAAAAUAUAGCUGUAAUGAAAUUGUAUACUUCAUUUUUAGAGAAAUGACCGAACUUCACAAAGUAAACGCAGCAAAGUCCACCGAGGUUCAGGUUAGUAUGAGGACUUGUGUAUUAGAAACGUCCCAGCUAAUAUACCUAGUGUAUCAGAAACGUCCCAGCUAACAUACCUAGUGUAUCAGAAACGUCCCAGCUAACAUACCUAGUGUAUUAGAAACGUCCCAGCUAACAUACCUAGUGUAUCAGAAACGUCCCAGCUAACAUACCUAGUGUAUUAGAAACGUCCCAGCUAACAUACCUAGUGUAUCAGAAACGUCCCAGCUAACAUACCUAGUGUAUUAGAAACGUCCCAGCUAACAUACCUAGUGUAUUAGAAACGUCCCAGCUAACAUACCUAGUGUAUCAGAAACGUCCCAGCUAACAUACCUAGUGUAUUAGAAACUCCCAGCUAACAUACCUAGUGUAUCAGAAACGUCCCAGCUAACAUACCUAGUGUAUCAGAAACGUCCCAGCUAACAUACCUAGUGUAUUAGAAACGUCCCAGCUAACAUACCUAGUGUAUCAGAAACGUCCCAGCUAACAUACCUAGUGUAUUAGAAACGUCCCAGCUAACAUAUACCCAUCAAGAAGAUAUAUGGCAAGAAUUUUUUCUGUUUACAGGAAGCGACACUUAGUGUUGAAAUGACGGCCAAAGAAGAAUUAAGGAUUGCCUUGGAAAAAUUGAAGAAAGAAUCUCAAAGAGAAUGCGACGUCUUAGCAAUGGAGGUACAGUUAUUGAGAUGUGCCGUCUAAGUUUACUUAUACUGGAUUGCUCUAUCAGUUCUAAACUGUUCUCCCUAGAGGUCCAGUAAGGACCUUCUUCUCUUACUGAUUCAGUGUUACCACAGAAGGAAACCAAUGAAAGACACUAACCACGGUACAACCUUCACCCAUUUCUCUUAAAGGUGACUGAUCUGCAAACACAGUUAAAUCGAAGCGAACAGCAAGCCGCCAGAAGAGAGGACAAUUUGAGACAAGAGAUAGCGGAUAUUCAAAUGGUACGAUAUAUGUAUUGGUACAUACAGUGCUUAUAUGGUGUGCUUCUGUCGAGCAAUACAUUAAACCAAACAUCAAAGGCAGCGGGGGCAACUAUCUCCAAUAAUUUCUGUGUACCAGGUGUAACAAUAUUUUUUCAACCAUGAAAGAAUUGGUAGCUAUAUAUUAUUGCAUGAAAUUUGAGGCGAGACUCUUUCUUUUACAGAGACUGCAAGAAGCCGAGGGCAGAAAUCAGGAGUUAACGCAAAGUGUUUCUGUCGGUGAGCUGGAUAAAUUUUGUUUGCUAUAACCUGCAUGCAUUUAGUUGUUCACUUUGAAUGUUAAAAUCUAUAUUUGCACUAUAUCUUAGCGACAAGACCGUUACUUCGUCAAAUUGAAAAUCUUCAACAUUCGUAUGGCAGUCAACAAACAUCUUGGGAGAAACUGGAGAAGAAUCUCACAGAGAGAUUGGGUAGAGUAUUUCGCAGUGUUGUGUUGUACAUUUCCCAGUUAGUACGAGUCCUUUGAAAGCAAGCACACGCAAGACUUCAAUCGAUAUCUAAACAUUCAGCUUACAGGACCAAAAAGCACUUUAUGAUAUAAACCAACAUUUAAAAUUAUUUGGUUAGGGUAUUUGCUACAGCAACUGUCCAGUCACGCAUACGUGAUAAACAGCCGAUAUAAACUUUAUUAACAAAAGAUAAUGUGAAACGUAACAGAACGGCGAACAUGCAGAUUCGGCCAUCUCAAAUAACGGUAAUGUUGGGAUAGUAGCGUUGCAGACUGCAGAGGAAAGUGGGCAGUAAGGCUCCCUCAUGCACCACCACCCUCCUUGCAGAUGAGGCUAGAUCCGCCCUGGUGUCAGCAACAUCCUUAUAUUUUGUUCUGCUUUCAGCCGAUGCGCAGAAUCAGUUGGCCACAGCGCAAGAAAAGGAACGCGCGUCGACAGAAAGAUCCAUAGAGCUCAGUUCCAGAGUUGCAUCCCUUGAAUCACAGGUUGCCAACUACAGACAAGAAAAAUCUAGGAUUGAAGCUGAGUUUGAACUGGAAAAGGCAAAACUGGAAGCUCUAGAAGACUAUAAAAGCAGGUAGGAGAACAAUGCGACACCACGCUUGCUUUUCAAGUUGGGAGAUCCGGGUUCAAUCCUUCGUCGGACCUCUACUCAAGCUCUUAAAAUAAUUGAAGAGAAAGUGCUACCUUUAAUUGACAUCAGUAAAUGGUUAGUUAGAAUUUCGCGUCUUCUCGAAUAAGGACGUUCGUAGGUACCUCGGAUCCCCUAUCAAUGAUAGGGCAAUAGCCUGCCGGGAAACCGCUCGCCAAUGAGCGACAGAUUCAAUAAACAAAAUUUGUUUAGGUACGAGAAAAUAGGAAAAGUCAAUCUGCAAUCACAAGACUGAUCUGUUAUCAAUUUUUGAUUUCAGGGAAUCUGGGAAAAUCGAAGCAUUGAAAAGUAUGCAUUGUAAACAGUUGGAAACUAUGAUGGUUGAGAAGGUAGAAUGGCACUGUUAUUCAAAGGGCCCAUUUUUCAAUGUAGACUUAACUCGUGAUUAAUCUUUAGAGUCUCUUGGAACAGCAACUUGUGGUGGAACGGACCAAAUACGAGUCAGAGCGAAAGAAAUUGACAAAACUUGAAGAGCAGUUGGUAGGUUAUUACCGAUGUCCUUGUAAGAAGUUCGUGGACCAUCAGUAACUUAUUAUUUCUCCUAAAUGUACUUUUAAAACACACCUAUUUCCAUCCUAUAGAAAGAAAGGCCCCAAAAAGGAGAGGAUAUUGCAGAAGAUGAUAACGAGGUAACGACAAAGACAAAUGUUUAGACGCCACGAAAAUCCUGCACUAACAUUGGAUAAAUCUCGCUAGCAAUACCUGUUCUUUCAAAAGUUAAAUGGUUUAGAAACCAGAAGACAAGGAAUUUUUCGUUGUUCUCUACAGUGUCUGACUUAAAAAGGAUUUUCAUAUUUCUGCGGAUCUCUGUAAACGCCAAUUUACACUGUACAACUUUUGCCUAAAACUGUCGCAUGGAACCUGCUUACAACUUGAGUUGUACUAUGUAAAUCAAAGGUGAGUUGUGUGCUUGAUUUAAUACACAGAACAACUAAAGUUGUGAGGGGGUUGCAUGCGACAGUUUUCGGCAAAAGUUGUGUAGUGUAAAAUUGGCCUUGAAUGAACUACAGUACAGGGCGACCCAUAUUACUGUAGGAAGGUUGUAAAUCUGGAAUAUGUUACUGUUUAUGUUGCAGCAGGACCCAGCGCAACAAACAACAUCAGAUCGACGUCGAAGUCGCAAUUCUAGUUCGUCCUCAGUCUUCUCUCUGUCCGACGCAAUGAGCAGGAAUCUGCCAUCUGGUGGCACAGCGAUCUUGGAAGAAUUACGAGCAACGAUUCGCCACAAGGAAGGAGAGUUGGUCUCUAUGCAGGUUUGUGCAUGGCUAGCGCUGUGCCCUGUCUUAGAAGGCUUGUGUAGCUGUUGGAUGAAGCACAGUUCAAUCAGACCAUGUACUCUUGUCCACAAGUAGGCAAGCUGAAAAUACACUCAGAGAGCAUCAUCUUAAAUAUACAAUCUUUACCUGACUGAUCAUAUUGCUUUUAUGACCUUGAUCAGAUGAUCGUGGGAAAAUCACAGUAAACACGAAGCUCUAGGAAGAUGUUCUGUAACUGGUUGAUUAUGACAAUGACAAAAGACCCAAUUAGCCUUUCUCACGAUGACGAAUAUCCGCCAUUUUUGGGUGGCAUCUAAUUCUCGUUAACCAAUGCAGACAAUUAAAACAAUGUGAAAAGCAAUUUUUCUAAAAUAAACUAACCAUUUACAAAGCAAAUUUACCAUCAUUCGUCCAAAAACUUACAAAAAGUCGCUGUCAUGUGGACUUAUCUCACAGACUUCGGCUGAAAAGCCACCCAAAAAUGGCGGCGUGAGAAAGGCUAAUUGGCUUACAUAAAAAGGAAUAUUGUUCUUGCUUCGUUCUUUAGAAAAUCCAUUCUAUAGCUUAUUCUUUUGUCAUUGUUAUAAUCAACCAGUCACAGAACAUCUUCCUAGAGCUUCGUGCCGACCCGAAAGUCUCAAGCUUUUGAUUUUUCCACUUUACCUCAAGGCAUUUGCUCAUAACGGUCAAUGGAGCUACAGUAGGAAUAGAUUGAUUCCCCCAGAUAGAUUAAUAAGCGUAUAGUGAAGAAUCGACUUAUUAGAGUCUCGGAAUUUUUUCUAGUCUGCCAUUUCAAAACUGGAAUCAAGUCGAGAAUCAUUGACUGAAGAAUUAACCUCGCUCAUGAACACCAAUGAGAGUCUUACUAAAGAGAAUAAACAACUUCAGCAUACUGGAAAAUCAUUUCAGGUAAGAAUGGUUAGGAAGGUUAAAGGUCUUGUAAUAUUAACCAGUCAUAACUCAAUUUUCAAUGUUUUGUUCAAGUUUUUAAUAAUAUUUCUAAUGUUGCAGGAACUUCAGACGAAAUACAACGCCCUGCUUCAGAUGUACGGUGAAAAACAGGAGGAAACAGAGGAACUGAAGUUAGAUUUACAGGAUAUUAAGAACAUGUAUAAAACUCAGGUAGUUCACCAUCUUUCAUCAGUCAUCCCAAGUAAAUAAAAUAGCAUGAUUGAUCCUCUAAACACUAUGCGAUCUUCAAUUUCUUCAAUAUUUCUUCAAAAAGAUGCUUGUGGAAACAAGUCAGGAAGUAUUCAAAGUUCGUCUUCUAAUGCAAACCGUGUUUAUCUUUCAGAUUCAAGAGUUACUUGGUGGAAGAUGACGUUUGGAACAGACGUGGACAGUAGAUGCAACAUUUUAGCAUCCAGACUGGACUGACGUCUGUGAAGGUGGCUUAUAGGUCUUCAAGAAAACAUAGUCAAAGUGUAACAUGGCGCUAUGUUUGAUACAAUUAACAAUGCAAUCCUCGAAUUUGAACAUAUAUGUACAGUACUGUACACCUGUAGUUUUUAUGCUAAAUUGUCUGUCUAAAUAUUAAUAUACCUACUCAAUAUGAACUAAAUCAUCUGUAGUGUUUGAAUGAUUUAAUUAAUUUUCAAGCAGUGAAUGUGUGUAAUUUUAGAUUUAAUUUAGACAAGGUAUCCACCCUUUGGUGAAGGUGAAAUUCAAGGACUUUCAAGGACCUUUUUCAGUAAAUCCAAGGACCUAGAACUGGGAAAAAUCUUUAAAUAUGGCACAUAUUUUAGACUUUAACCAGCAAAUAAUACACUUUAUUCAGUAAUCAAAAUCACUAAUGUUGGCACAGCAGGAGAUUAAGAAAAUUAAUUCCAGGACUUUCAAGGGAUAUUCCAGUCCUGGAAUUUUUUUUCCAAUUCAAGGACUUUCUAGGAUUUUCAAUGCCCGUCAACACCCUGUUUAGAGCAAAACCAUUACAGUUAUUUUGUAACACAUUAGUGACCAAAACUUCAAUUUUAAUAGGUACAAUUACCCAGUUUUAGGCAAAGUACAUUUUUUACCAAUCUGGGCAAAUUAGAGUGCAUUUAUAGUCCGAAUCCUUAAAAUCAAUUUCCUACAAAAUUAUAUUUUUGUGAAAAUUUUAAUAUAUAUUCAACAAACAGCCAACUUCAAAACAAUAACACGUUCACAACAUAUCUAUUUAUAUAUAAAGCUCUUGAAUUCAUCAUCCAGUUGUUUACGUAGAUCAGGCUUAUCAGCAAGAUAUUCAUCCGAC
Paramuricea clavata is the source of this 11910-nucleotide messenger RNA. The record is from the annotation of a GenBank genome assembly. Lineage: Eukaryota; Metazoa; Cnidaria; Anthozoa; Malacalcyonacea; Plexauridae.